Messenger RNA from Schizophyllum commune H4-8, 750 nucleotides. RefSeq lists its product as uncharacterized. The record is from RefSeq and is a predicted model, not a curated record. Bases 1 to 750 code for a protein of 249 amino acids. NCBI's taxonomy places the organism in Eukaryota, Fungi, Basidiomycota, Agaricomycetes, Agaricales, Schizophyllaceae. The transcript is spliced from 5 exons.
AUGCCUACCAUGGCCGAGCCGCAAGCAAAGAGGCUGAAGCGAUGCCACGACGAGCUCGAUGACUCGGCGUCGUCGUCGACGGCGAGCAGCGUGCCGCGCGCUACCUACGCUCCGCGGAAGAGCACCGUCUCGCCGAGAGAUACCAAGGCCACGCUCCUGCAGCACAUCACCCAUCUGGAAGAAGAGAAGACGGCUGCGCAGGCCAGGCUCGAACAAGAGAACCGCCUCCUGAAGAGCCUUCUCAACCAGCCCGAGAAGAUACCUGCUGUGGAGGAGUACCUCGCACGAUUUAUGGCGGACAGGAACGCCACAUCGUACCACGAGCUGUGGGAGGAUAUGGAGAAAGUCCGCGCGCAAAAUUCGUGUCUCUUGCGAGGUGCGCUGUCCGUCGCGGUGGCGUAUCUCGAGUCUAAUCAGAUCUCUCUCAGAGUGCGAACGCCUGCGCUUCGACAACUGGCGUCUCCAGAACCCAGCCCCGCCUCCGGUCUUCACCGCUCCAUUACCGAACCCUGCGCUCAUGUACCCGCAUCAGCCGUUGCCUCACCUGGCCGUACCUCACCAAUCCAUACCGCAUCAACCCAUACCACACCAACCCAUGCCUCACCAAUCCAUGCAAUCCCUGUAGAACCACCCUGUCCGCCUAGGAAUCUCCCCGACCUCUUGUCCCCGGUAUCGGCCAUCAUCACGUCCAACCAGCGGCACCCCAGCAUUCCUCUCAUGACCGUUUCUGCGCCUCUGCACCCCUCAUGA